AUGCAUGUUGACGGCACACUUGUUAAAAUAGUGCGUACAACGGUUUUACAGAAGUUAAGGUUACGCACGUUUUUACCUCCGAGGGUUUCAAGCCCAAACAUUGGUCUCGAACCCUUACCUGGGAUCGCAAAUCCAGAUCUUGGGUUUGAAACCUUGAUUAAAGCUUCAAACGAAAAAGAAAUUAACAGCGAUGAAAAGAAUACCAACUAA
Cetraspora pellucida is the source of this 210-nucleotide messenger RNA. The record is from the annotation of a GenBank genome assembly. Lineage: Eukaryota; Fungi; Glomeromycota; Glomeromycetes; Diversisporales; Gigasporaceae.